Messenger RNA from Aureobasidium pullulans EXF-150, 555 nucleotides. Its product is annotated as ribosomal protein L18ae. The transcript has 5 exons. Gene Ontology annotation, molecular function: structural constituent of ribosome. NCBI's taxonomy places the organism in Eukaryota, Fungi, Ascomycota, Dothideomycetes, Dothideales, Saccotheciaceae. Bases 1 to 555 code for a protein of 184 amino acids. The record is from RefSeq and is a predicted model, not a curated record. Gene Ontology annotation, cellular component: ribosome; cytosolic large ribosomal subunit. Gene Ontology annotation, biological process: translation.
AUGGCCAAAGCUUCAAGACGCCGGCGAAAAAUGAGUCGCCUUCAGGAAUACCAGGUCGUUGGCCGUCUGUUGCCCACCGAUGCCAACCCCACCCCCAAGCUCUACCGCAUGCGCGUCUUCGCUCCCAACGAGGUCGUCGCCAAGAGCAGAUUCUGGUACUUCUUGUCUCAGCUGAGAAAGGUCAAGAAGGCAAACGGCGAGAUCGUUACCCUCAACAAGAUUCAUGAGAAGCGCCCCCAGAAGGUCAAGAACUUCGGUAUCUGGAUCCGUUACGACUCUCGCUCUGGUACCCACAACAUGUACAAGGAGUACCGCGAGAUGUCCCGCUGCGAGGCUGUCCAGGCCCUCUACCAGGACAUGGCCGCCCGCCACCGUGCCCGCUUCCGAUCGAUCCACAUCAUCAAGGUCGUCGAGGUCGAGAAGGCCGAGGAUAUCCGCCGCCCCUACAUCAAGCAGCUCCUCACCAAGAACCUCAAGUUCCCCCUUCCUCACCGUAUCCCCAAGACCGCCGGCAAGAAGGUCUUCGCCGCUCACCGCCCCGCCACCUUCUUCUAA